AUGGCAGUCAUCCCAUUUCAGUCCAUUCCCAGCCCAGGCAGGCUCAGCAGCCCAUUGGCCAGCCAGGCAGGGCAUUCACUGCCCACACAGGCUCAACACGCCAUUGGCCGGCCGGCUAAGCAACAUGAAUGGCUGAAUAACGUGAAUGGCAUAUGGUGGGAAUGGCUGAAUACCGUGAAUAAGCUAAGCAACACGAAUAGCUGA
Molecule: messenger RNA, 204 nt
Organism: Penicillium soppii
Lineage: Eukaryota; Fungi; Ascomycota; Eurotiomycetes; Eurotiales; Aspergillaceae
Exons: 2
Coding region: 1-204 (67 amino acids)
Source: RefSeq, a predicted model, not a curated record